Molecule: messenger RNA, 821 nt
Organism: Hordeum vulgare subsp. vulgare (domesticated barley)
Lineage: Eukaryota; Viridiplantae; Streptophyta; Magnoliopsida; Poales; Poaceae
Exons: 7
Coding region: 167-547 (126 amino acids)
Cellular component (GO): cytoplasm
Molecular function (GO): protein phosphatase inhibitor activity
Source: RefSeq, a predicted model, not a curated record
CUCAGAAUUCGAGACCGAUCCGAUCGCAGCAGCAGCAGCGGCCAACAAACAUCCCUCCACUCAUUGAUAAGCAGUCGCUGCCGCUCGUCGUCCCUCGGUUCCCCAUUUCUCCACCUCCGAGCCGACGCCUCCCUCGCCGCCGGCGUCUCCGUAACCGUGACUCACCAUGUCGGGGAUGAAGGACGCCAAUGCUGCUGGGCAUGAUAACGUUGGAAAUUCUGAACCUAUGGACCAAAGUGGAGAUAAUGCCAUGCCCUCGGCUCAGCAACAGGAACAAGUAAUCAAAAAGAAGUUUGGAGGACUAAUUCCUAAAAAGCCACCGCUCAUCUCAAAGGACCAUGAGCGGGCCUAUUUUGAUUCUGCUGAUUGGGCUCUCGGAAAGUCUGGACAGCAAGGUGUUGCAAAACCCAAAGGACCGCUCGAGGCACUCAGGCCAAAGUUGCAGCCCACGCGACAACAGCAACAACGUUCAAGGAGCUCCAUCUACAGCUCAUCAGAAAACGAGGAUGGAGAUGGCGCUGGGUCGGAGGACAUGAAUAUCAACUGAUCAAGAGCGUGGAACCUCCUGUUCUGGUCGCGAAGGAAGGGGCCUCGUCGUCUGAAGAAGCAGCUUGCUUUCGUUGUCUGUGGACCGCCGGGAAGGGAUGUAUGCUUGUGUCUGUUGCGUUGCGUCCAUAGAUAAGAAGAAAAGAGACGUUGUAAUUUCAAAGGACUGCGGGUUUGUAAUUCAUCGAAUAGCCACCUUGCUAUGUGCCCAAAUGUUACUAGUACUAUAGACUGGACCAUUGUCCAAUUUGUGAAUGGAUAUCUCUGUUUUCGAA